AUGCCGCUACCAAGAUCAGCCGCCCUCCGAGGCACCCUCCGGUCUUUUUCCUUCAGACGUGCAGGAACCCAAGCUCGAACCAGUUUCCGCCAAGUUGGUCGGAGGACUUACGCCACUGAACAUGGUGCAUCAAAGGGCAGCGAUAUUCCUUGGUUAAUUGGUUCCCUCGUCGUUACCAUCCCAGCCGCAGCUUGGUUAUGGCAGCAAGGACCGCAAAUAUCCGAUCACGGCCACGAAUCCCAUUCCACAGAGAAGCACGAGGAAGCUCCACCCGAGGAGCCAAAAGAAGAAGAGCCAUCAGAAGAAGAACCGCCGAAAGAAGACUCGGCGAGCACUGAAGAAGGAGGAAAGGAGGAAGAGACCCAGGAUGAAGCCAAGGAAGAGUCAUCCGAUGAAAGCGGCGACAAAGAACCAACUCCCAAGGGUACCGCGUUGCCAGAAGAUCAAUCCAAAGAAUCAGAAGAAAAGGGUGCCAAGGACGCGCAAGGCGAUGUGUCUGGAGCAAACAAUCCUUUCAUGGGGGACGAGGAGAGAAGCAAAAAGCCUGAGGGUAUGGAAGCGACGGCCAAGAUUCACGGCACUGUGGACACUUCGCAGCGGUCUAGUAAAGGCCACCACGAGAGCGGUCAAAAGGACGACUGA
This is a messenger RNA of Fonsecaea monophora, 642 nucleotides long. RefSeq lists its product as hypothetical. The transcript is spliced from 4 exons. Lineage: Eukaryota; Fungi; Ascomycota; Eurotiomycetes; Chaetothyriales; Herpotrichiellaceae. The record is from RefSeq and is a predicted model, not a curated record. Bases 1 to 642 code for a protein of 213 amino acids.